GACUGCAAGGCGAUAUUGCAGCCGGUCUCCAAGGCGAUAUUACAGCCGGUCUCCAAGGCGAUAUUACAGCCGGUCUCCAAGGCGAUGUAGCAGUCGAGACUCGUGUUACAGCCAUAAAGGUGACGGGUCGGACCACAGGGGGGGUCUCAAAGAUUCACCAGCCGCAGAUAGCGCCACGGACAGUCAUUUGCUUCUACCAAGAACAGAUAAUCAUUAUUUAAGUCCGGACACUCUUCAUCAUCGGCGAGGUAGUCGUCGAGUAGGCGACCAUCGAUUCUACCAGUACCGGACAUGGUGACCAGUAGCUUUAACAUCGCAGAAGAAGAACGGGAAAGGGAGAGGGAACUAGACAUGAGCGAGGAAGAGUUAGAGGAUAAUGUGCCCUGGCGUACCCCUUCAGAGAAGAUUGCUGACGACGCCACGUCAUCCAGUCUCUCAUCGCUGGCACUCGGCGACGCGGCACCCGCCUGGCGCAAUGACUUUACCAGGCUCACUUCAGAACCAAAACAUCGUUGAAUCCUAUCAUACUUCUCCUGGAACGAAGACCUGAUAUCGCGUUCCUCGAUGCGAUAUCUUACUUUCCACUUGUCUACUGGAUGAUGGGAUCUAUUGACUCGCUGGAUGACCUACUGAGAGCUGGAAUAACACUUGCGGAAAACGUAGUGGUUGUAAACAAAGAAUUAUCCAACUCGGCUGAGGAAGACAGUUUGUCUGACUGCAAUACCAUCGUCGCCGUGCAGACCAUGUUCAAAUUUUUCCCAUCGAUAAGAUCAAUAACAGAACUGUCGCAGUCAUCAAAUAUGCGUUUUAUGCAAUUCCGAGCUCAUGAUAAAUAUGCAUUGCAUCUUUCCAAGAUGGAAAAGAGAGAGAAAGAGCGAGGUUCUCAUAUCUCGUAUAUGUUCCGUCUCCCCUUUGCGGCGGGUUCCGUAUUUUCAGCAUCCAUGUUGGACACACUACUCUACCAGGCCUUCGUCAAAGAUUACGUCAUCACCUUCGUGCGGCUGCUGCUGGGGGUCGACCAGGCUCCCGGCUCAGGCUUCCUAACAUCUAUGAGAAUAGGAAAGGGAGACAUGUGGAUUCGCACGUAUGGCCGACUAUACCAAAAGUUGUGCUCGACUUCUUGCGAAAUCCCUAUUGGGAUCUAUAGAACGCAGGAUACAAGCCUGGCCGACCCCUCACACCACUAUUCAGCGAGUCUAGCCGACGAGGCAAGAGACAACCACGCGCAACAGAUAGAACGGGCUGAGAUUGCAAAUCUGGUUCGCUCCCGCAUGGAGUCGCUCAACCUGAACGUCAUUGACUAUGACGACGUGAGUGAGAAGAGGAACAGUCUCUCCUACGUUAUUAUUAACCCAAGCUGCGACCUUAACCUGUGUGAGGGAGACGUAAUGUAACGUCAUAUAUUUGGUUCGGCCAUCUCCAUUCGCAGCUCAAAAAACAUUCGAAAGACACAAUAGCAGACGAAAAUCGAACAUUAGUUUUUGUUCAAGUAUAUGCGCAGCAGCAAGUGCUGGGAGCGGACGACAUGGCUCUACACUUUCAGCUGUGCGGGCACCGCCACUCUGUACCACAAAAGCUAAUUCACUAUCAUUACCAGAUAGUCCAACUGUCCUCACAGAUUUUCGUGGUCGCUCAAACUCUCUGCGAGUUGUGGAUGAUGCAAUGUUGUGCCGAUCAGCAUCGCUCCGUCAGGGGCUUGGCACAAGCCCACGGAGGAGAAAAAGCAGUCUCGAGGAAAUUGGAAUUACGCAUUUCAAUUCUCUGUUACAACAUCAGCAGCAACAACAAGAGCAGGACACUGAAGCGAUUAAAAUGGCUUUGCAAGGAAGUGCUAGACUAGAGGUGACACCACUGGAAGACAGAGUUGCGUCCGUCUUCGCCUGAGCCCCAACACCUGCAGGGAACCAUCGUCUAAUUCGGUCCCACUUUGGGUCCUCUAAACAAUUGUUAAUGAAUAUUUAUACAGUACUACAGCUCCAAAGAGUUUAGUGUCUGUCCCCUUUAUAAACUUAAUUCACCUAAAAGUUAUUUUGUGAGGUUUGCACGAAGUCUUCAAUCUGGCUGUCUUUUGAAAUUCUUCAAAGUCCCAAUUGGUUAAGUAAUGAUUGCAAAGUAAAUGACAUGUUUUAGAGUUGGGGCUGAUGUAUUGUGUAACUGGUUAGAGUAAACGGCUUAGCGUCGCGUUAGUAGCCUGAAGUAGCGCGAGCGGCAGUGUAUGUUAGCGGGAUCAACUAGGUAGUUAGUGAUAAGGGGAACACGUCGGCGUAAGGCUGUACAUAUUCGCUUCAUCCCCACUCCCCCUCACAAACCAGUUAACCCUUCACUACUCCCUCCAUAACCUUAUGGCCUUGUCUGUAAAUAUCUAAUGUAUUACGCAGCUGCAAUGUUAGGAAGGUUAUUUUCUUCUAUGUCUAACACAAUAUUUGUUUCGACGAAAUAAAAAGUACGAGUAUUAACAUUCACUAAGUUAUUCAAGUUUAGAGCAAUUAUGUCGUCAGUUUACUGCGAUGGUUAACGCGAAAUCGUUAAUGUUUUAACAAUAUAUUCGUGUGUGUAGUGUCUGCACUUACUUUAAAAUUGCCAUUGAGUCUUGGCCGCUUCAAAAAAUGAUUUGAUGUUUUACUUACGAUAAGUAUGCUUGUAGUCUAGUCGACAAGUUGAAAAUGGAACAAAAUAGAGAUACUGCUCUUAAAAUUAUGUGCGAUAGCU
Messenger RNA from Pieris napi, 2709 nucleotides. RefSeq names its product potassium channel subfamily T member 2-like. Gene Ontology annotation, molecular function: intracellular sodium-activated potassium channel activity. NCBI's taxonomy places the organism in Eukaryota, Metazoa, Arthropoda, Insecta, Lepidoptera, Pieridae. The record is from RefSeq and is a predicted model, not a curated record. The coding region runs from base 597 to 1394 and encodes 265 amino acids. The transcript has 11 exons.